AUGGAGAUUGACCUAGACCGUGGAGUCUGUUUUGACUUCAGAGCGAAGAGAGUCAUCAGCGUUAUUGCUGAUGUGUCUUCAGAGCCAUCAGGAGAUCACUGUGAACCAGAGGGUGUGUCAUUGUCAGCAGGUGAGAAGAGUGGAAAAUGUAUUGUCAUCACUCAGCUUGCUUCUGAUAAGCCUACUCUUAGACAUGAAUUAAAUUCUGAUCAGGAAUCGGAUGACAAUAAGAAAAAUGGUAAGGAGUUGGCCUCUGAAUCAGAUUCUGAAGAGAUACAAUCCGCAUGGAAUUCUGAGGAAGAAUUAUUUCCGGAACCUAAAACGAAUGAAAACAAUGCACAAUUUAUUUCUUUCAUUAAACAAUUUGUGAGAAUGCAAGGUAUAGCGCCUAAUCCCAGAUCAGAUGCUGAGGCUGUAGAAUCACCAUGGGAUUCUGAGGAAGAAACAACAACGCCAGCAAGUGGGAAGAGUGAAAAUGAGAUUUCUGUCAUCCGAGAUACUCCAGAAGAAGAAGGAAAUUGCAAAUUGUUUUGUAAUGGGGAGUUGGACAAAGACCAUAUCAGUGAUAUGGUGUGUACCUUAAGAUCAGAAGAUGAACCUGUAAGAUCAACUUCAAAGCCAAAGGAAGAAACAUCAAUUCCAACCACUGGAAAAAAUGAAAAGAAUAUGGAUAUUGUUCUAACUGUUUCAGGAGAGCAUACUAAAGACAAAUCGCCUGAUGCUAAUGGGUCACCAAAAGAUAACACAAUGGAUACCACAUCUUCCUUAAGAUCUGAUGAUGAGCCUGUGAUAUCCACAUUAAAGUCGGAGUGUAUUUCCAGAAAAUCUUUGAAGAAAGAUGCUGAUGGACCUAUGGGGGCGGGGAAAAGAGAAGAUAAACAUGAACAGUUGGAAGGCAAAUACAAAGAAAAAACAAUACAGGAAAGGAUCAGCAAGAAUUUUGUUGGUCAUUACAAUGACAUUGAAUAUAAACUCAGUGAACCUGAAUUAGAAAAUGCCAAUUUUUCAAUACAUAAUGACAUAAACACGAUACUCAUGGAAGUGGAGGAAAACCCUGCUAUAAGUGAAAGUGAUCAACAACAGAGCCUGCAGUUGUAG
Messenger RNA from Ochotona curzoniae (black-lipped pika), 1098 nucleotides. RefSeq lists its product as uncharacterized. The coding region runs from base 1 to 1098 and encodes 365 amino acids. Lineage: Eukaryota; Metazoa; Chordata; Mammalia; Lagomorpha; Ochotonidae. The transcript has 14 exons. The record is from RefSeq and is a predicted model, not a curated record.